Messenger RNA from Argentina anserina (silverweed cinquefoil), 1117 nucleotides. RefSeq names its product NDR1/HIN1-like protein 13. The record is from RefSeq and is a predicted model, not a curated record. The transcript has a single exon. Gene Ontology annotation, cellular component: plasma membrane. Bases 129 to 947 code for a protein of 272 amino acids. NCBI's taxonomy places the organism in Eukaryota, Viridiplantae, Streptophyta, Magnoliopsida, Rosales, Rosaceae.
CUCCUUCCAUUCACUUUCUAGUUUCUUCUCCUCCUCCUCCUCCUCACCCAAACAACUCAUUCCAUUUGCAAAUCCGAUUUCAAAUCCCGAACCAAAUUCCAAUCUCAGUUCCGAUUUCAAUAACUGAAAUGACGGACAGAGUCUACCCGUCAUCCAAAGCCGCCAUCAACGGCGGCACUAUGAACGGCGGCAACAUGAACGGCGGAACCGCUACAACUACCGCGGCCAACCCCACAGCGACAAAGCCACAGCCUCUCAGACAGCCCUACCGGCCUCAGCCGCAGUACCACCACCGUAGACACCGCCGCAGCAACCGGAGCCUCUGCUGCUGCUGCUGCUUCUGGUCGAUACUGAUAUUCCUGAUUCUCGCUCUCCUCGCCGCCAUAGCCGGCACGGCGCUGUAUGUUCUCUACCGCCCUCACCGCCCCGAGUUCACCGUGACCUCCUUCAAAAUCGGGAAGCUGAACCUCACCGACAGCCCCGACGGCGCCAGCUCACACCUCGCUACGCGCUUCAACCUCACUCUGGCCUCUAAGAACCCGAACAACCACCUCAGCUUCGCCUACGAGUCCUUCGCCCUCACUCUCUCCGCCAACAACGACGUCCGUCUCGGCAACGGCUCGAUCCCGGCCUUCUUCAGCGACACCAAGAACUUCACUUCGUUCCGGUCGAUCAUCACCGCCGCGAGCGAGCUCGAUGUGGAGUCGGCUAAGUCGCUGAGAUCGGAUCUGAGAAGAAAGGGCGGGGUGCCGAUGAAGCUCCAGAUGGACACCAAGGUGAAGGUGACGGUGGGGGGGAAGCUCAAGAGCAAGAACGUGGGGAUUAGGGUUACGUGUCAGCAAAUCAAGGGGGUAGCACCGAAAGGUAAGUCACCGUCGGUGGUUGAUGUUGCUGACUCCCACUGCAAGGUUGAUCUUCGGAUCAAGAUCUGGAGAUGGACCUUUUAAUCAUUACUCAAUUCCCCUCCCUCUUAAUUUCUAUAUCAUUUAAUUCAUUGUCAUUUGCUUUUUUUGAAGCACCUUUGAUUUUUUUUUCUUUAUAUGGUUUUUUUUAUCUGGAGGAAAUUGUAAACUUUAUUAUAUCACAGAUCAAGAAUUGGUCGAAGAGUUUGAUUCAA